Molecule: messenger RNA, 1656 nt
Organism: Xiphophorus maculatus (southern platyfish)
Lineage: Eukaryota; Metazoa; Chordata; Actinopteri; Cyprinodontiformes; Poeciliidae
Product: major histocompatibility complex class I-related gene protein-like
Exons: 8
Coding region: 205-1215 (336 amino acids)
Biological process (GO): immune response
Cellular component (GO): external side of plasma membrane
Source: RefSeq, a predicted model, not a curated record
UCUUCUGUAACCGGAAAAGACGCUUGCCAUAGACGCAGUAACGGUUUUUCUUGAAACGAGUUCCCCAAUUCUCAUUUAUAUAUUCCCUAAAUGCAGCAUGACGUAACAGCAGAGUCUAAUUUCCAUGGAUAAACACAAAUAAGCUGCGGGACACAGGAAGCUAAUUCUUCUCAAGAUGUUUUUAUCCAUGAGCUCCGUAAGAAGAUGAAGAGGCUUUUUAUCUUCCUUCUCAUCUGUCACAUUGCAUCUCUGGAACCACAUUCCCUGUGGUAUAUCCUCUCUGCCACCACAGGAAUCUCAGAUUUUCCAGAGUUUUUGGCAUCUGGAGUAGUUGAUGGCGUAGUAGUGGGGUAUUGUGACAACAGCUUAAAGGAUACGAUACCCAAAACACACUGGAUGAGUAAACUAUUUGAAGAGGAUCCUCAACAUGUGCAGUGGUUGAAUAACAAGUGCUUGUUAAACCGCUUGGACUUUAAAGCGACAAUUAUAACCUUGAAACAGCGCUUCAACCAGUCAGAGGGUGUCCACAUUUUUCAGAGGACAAAUGGAUGCUUUUGGGACGAUGAAACUGGAGAAUUUGAUGGCUUUAAUGAAUACGGUUAUGAUGGAGAAGACCUCAUAAGAUUCGACCUGAAAACCUUGACAUGGAUCAGUCCAAGACGUCAGACUGUCAUUAACAAACACAACUGGGACAGUGAUGGAAAUAAUCUGUAUUGGAAGCAUGCUUUGACUGAGGACUGCUUACAUUUUCUUAAGCUGUAUUUGAAUUAUGGGAAAAGUUCCUUACAGACAACAGUUCACCCCUCAGUGUCUCUCCUCCAGAAGAGUCCCUCCUCUGCAGUCACCUGCCAUGCUACAGGCUUCUACCCUGAAAGAGCCGCAGUGUUUUGGAGGAAAGAUGGACAGGAACUCCAUGAAGGCGUGGAGGAAGGAGAAAUCCUCCCUAACAAUGAUGGGACCUUCCAGAUGAGUGUUGAUCUCAACAUUUCUUCAGUCACAGCUGAAGACUGGAGGAGAUAUGACUGCAUUUUUUGGUUUGCCGGUCUUAAGGACAGCAUCAUCAUCAGGCUGGACAGAACCAUGAUCAGAACAAACCAAGGUUCUUUUUUUGGAAAAUACCUUGGUAUUGCCAUUGGAGUGGUUCUGCUGCUUUUAGCAGCACUGGCCUGCACUCUUGCUUUUGUUGCCUGGAGGAGGAACCACAAUGGGUUAUGACAUCUUGAAAAGCAACCAGGAGCUGAUAAUGUUGACUUGAAUAAGUGCAGUUGUGAUAGAAAUGGUGAUUGAACACCUGGACUCCAUGUAAACAGCAAUUUUAGUUGAAUAGUUCCAGUCUGAGAGUGAGACAAAGAUCAUCAUAAAAUAAAAGUGGCUGACAGAUUAAAAUUUCUAAUUACAUAACUACCUGAUGCCUUUGUUGUCUCUAGGGUUAAUUAUUGUGACAUUUUAUGUCAGUAUCAACCAGUCUUCCAUUUCCCAUUUAUAGACUGAACAAAACUUUGUCCAAGCUCUAAAUGGCUUAUUCAGAUUCAGAUGUAUUGAAGAUGUUACACAUCUGAAAGUAGGAGAGUAAUUCUCCAGAACUGGUUUUGUGCACCUCUACUGUACUGUAUCUCUUCUUUAUUUAGCAUUAAACUGAGAACAUAUCCACCGCCA